AUGACCACAGCUAUCAAUGGUACAGCUGUUGACCUGACGAGCUCCCCACCGCUCGCAGCUACCGACUCGCCCGAGCCAGUCAUCUCCCUGCAUACCCUGGCCUCCGGGCUGGACGCCAACCCCCUCGAUAUCCCCUCCUUCCUCACAUCCCUCCUCCCUCCCUCCGCCUCCCUCUCCGAUCUCGACACAUCCCUCAAUGACCUCCUCACCCGCCUUACACUCCUCUCGCAGGACACCUCAUCGGCGCUCGAGCAAUCUAUCUCGGACAUAUCCCGUACAGUCCCUCGGCUGAAUUAUGACCUCCAGUUCAUGCGGGAGAGCGCUGCGACGCUGCAGUCCAGCCUGGACUCGGUUCAAGGCCGGGUGAAGCGGGUAGAGGAAGCCAAGAGAGAGGGAGAAGGCUCCAACGCGGCGUCCACCAAGAGUUUGGACAAGCUCGCGCACCUCGACAAGCUCAAAACGCGGAUGGAGUCCGCUCGGGAUAUUCUGCGCGAGGCGGAGAGCUGGUCCACGCUUGAAUCGGAAAUCACGUCGUCCAUCUCCUCGUCCGAAUGGGAGAAGGCGGGGGCGCGGCUAGCAGAAGCGGAACGGUCGAUGGUGGUGUUCCAGUCGACGCCGGGGGAGUACGAGUCACGGAAGGCGCUACUGGUCUCGUUGCAGAAUGGGCUGGAGGCGGCGCUGGCGACGGCGUUGGAGCAGGCGCUGGAGGCGGCGGAUGCGGAUAAGUGUGCAAGGUUCUAUGGGGUCUUCGAGAGUAUGGGUAGGGAGGCCGAGUUCAGGAACUACUACUAUACGCAGAGGCGGAAGGGGGUACUGGACGAAUGGGCGGCGUUCGAGGGAGGGGACGGACUGGCGGGGUUCCUCCCUCACUUCUAUACGGUGCUGGGACAUACGCUGGAGAAGGAGGUGGAGCAGAUAGGGAGAAUCUACCCCGCUGGGAGUGGACAAGGGGUACUGGCGGCCUUCAUCCAGAGGACGCUGGAGGGACUCUCGCCGUCUUUGCAGACGCGGCUUGGGAGCAUGGCGGACGCACAGGGACCGACCGCGCUACCGGAGCUCAUUAAGGCGUACAAGGCGACCGAGGAGGUGUCGCUCGCUAUCCACGCUAUCCUGGAUCGAAUGGCGACUGAAGCUCCACCCCUAUCACCCAACACUCCCACUCGCGCGACUCCCCGAAAACGUGACUUCCCUAGGUCGGUAUCGGACAUCGCAUCUCAGCGGGCAUCUCAGCUCCUGUCAUCCCCGGAAAAACGGUCAAACUCAUCCAUCAAUCCGGACCAGUGGGAGUCUACCCUCUUUGAGUCUUUCCUGGACCUUCAGUCGGCCUACUCUACCCUGGAACGUCGAUACCUCUUACACCUGCUCCGGUCUCACUCCUCCUCGGCGAAGCGGGAUGCCAACGCCUUGUCGGACCGCUCGGUCUCCAUGUUCAGCAUGGCCGGAGACGCCAUCUCCCGCUGUAUGGCGUUCACGCACGGGUACGGUGCGCCUGGGCUGCUCAUUGCCCUGGGCGACUUCCUCGCCUCUUUUCUCGAGGGCAGUCACUCGGUGCUGGACGUGCAGCCCGUGGUCGUGCAGGAUGAGCUGGACUUUGGGAUGGACUACUCUACGGAAGACUGGACGGCUUUCCAGUCGGGAUUGCAUGUCCUCAAGGUGUGUAGAGAUAUCUCGGGUCGGCUCUCCUCAUUCGAGGAGAAGCUGCGUACAUCGCUCGACCACGCUCUCGACCCGCCUCCGCCUACAUCCACCCCAACUGGUGCAGUCGAGCUCCUCCGCCAGUCCACACUCAACUCUUCGGACCUCCACACCCUCAUAUCGAGCCCACCCCGCGUCCUCCUUCCUCCAGCCACCAAAGCCUUGUCCGACUUAACAGCCGCCGCUCAGAUCUCUUUGUCAAGCAUUAUCCUCUCCCCCCUUCGGUCCGCCCUAUCUACCUACCCUUCUUUACCAGUAUGGUCCUCACAACCACGUACAGCCCGUCGAGACGGUCUCUCCAUCCCCACCUUCUCCCUCUCCCCUACGGAUACUAUCGCACGCGUCUCGGAAGGCCUUCUCAACCUUCUCCGGGUAUUCGAGGUGUACGCCAAAGACCCCGCUCUAGGCCACAGCCUCGCCACUCUUCCCUUUAUCCCGGCCUCGGCACUCCCUCCCGCUUCGUCCACGCCAGCAGCGCCAGAGCUGGUACUCUCAACCUGGAUCGCUUCCCUUGCGCUCACGCUCCUCGCGCACCUCACGCGGACUACACUACCGUCAUUACCGAGGCUGACAACACCGGGGGCGAAUCAGCUAGCGGCAGAUCUGGGGUAUUUGGGGAAUGCGGUUCGAGCGCUGGAUGUCGAAUGGGCAGAUCUGGAGCGAUGGCGCGAGGGAGCAGAGAUGGAUGAAAGUGGAUGGAAAGCAAAGAUGACGGCGGAGAGCGGAGGUGAGGGGGCGGAAGUGUGGGUCAGAAUAGGGGAUCUUAGGGGAUGGACGGCAUAG
Dioszegia hungarica is the source of this 2478-nucleotide messenger RNA. RefSeq names its product Golgi complex component 7-domain-containing protein. Gene Ontology annotation, biological process: intracellular protein transport; retrograde vesicle-mediated transport, Golgi to endoplasmic reticulum; Golgi organization. Lineage: Eukaryota; Fungi; Basidiomycota; Tremellomycetes; Tremellales; Bulleribasidiaceae. The record is from RefSeq and is a predicted model, not a curated record. Gene Ontology annotation, cellular component: COG complex. The transcript has a single exon. The coding region runs from base 1 to 2478 and encodes 825 amino acids.